AUGAUGGCAGGUGGAGCAGUUGAACAUAACGGGAUAUUCUUGAAUCCUCACUAUCACAGUCAACAGUACCACAUGGAGUCGGUUCCCCCAGACUCUCGUAAACGACCACUAACUCCGACCGAGGAAGACUGUUGUACCAAGCGCACAAACACGGGAGAGGAGGGUGAGUACUUCCUGAAGGUGCUGAUCCCCAGCUAUGCGGCCGGCUCCAUAAUUGGCAAGGGCGGCCAGACCAUCGUACAGCUGCAGAAAGAGACGGGCGCCACCAUCAAGCUGUCCAAAUCCAAAGACUUCUACCCAGGAACCACAGAGCGUGUAUGUCUGAUACAGGGUACAGUCGAGGCGCUGAAUAGCGUCCACAGCUUCAUCGCGGAGAAAGUCCGUGAGAUGCCUCAGAGCGCCCAGAAAACAGAGCCAGUCAGCAUACUGCAACCACAGACCACUGUCAACCCCGACCGCGUCAAACAGGCUAAAUUGAUUGUGCCCAACAGCACGGCUGGGCUGAUCAUCGGUAAGGGCGGGGCCACGGUCAAGGCGGUGAUGGAGCAGUCGGGUGCCUGGGUGCAGCUGUCCCAGAAGCCUGAAGGCAUCAACCUGCAGGAGCGCGUGGUCACCAUCAGUGGGGAGCCCGAGCAGAACUGCAAAGCCGUGGAGAUCAUCGUGCAGAAGAUCCAGGAGGACCCUCAGAGCAGCAGCUGCCUCAACAUCAGCUACUCCAACAUCUCAGGCCCCGUGGCCAACUCCAACCCCACCGGUUCCCCCUACGCCAACUCAUCUGAGGUCCUCCCCAAUGCAGCCGCGGCUGCCGCCACUGCCUCCAGCCUUCUGGGCCAGGCCGGCCUGGCAGGAAUGGGCGGCUUCCCGGGCACCAUGUCCAGCUUCUCUGGCAAUGACCUGCUGGCCAUCACCUCGGCCCUCAACACACUGGCCAGCUAUGGCUACAACACCAACACCCUGGGUCUGGGCCUGAACCCCGCUGCCGCCUCCGGGGUCCUGGCCGCCGUGGCUGCUAGCGCUAACCCAGCCGCUGCUGCCGCCGCUAACCUCCUGGCCUCCUAUGCCAGCGAUGCCUCCGGCGGCUCCGGCCACCCCGCUGUCGGCCUGGGCGGCUUCUCCCUGGGCUCGCUGGCUGCCGCCACAGGGGCCUCCAACGGCUACCUGAACGCCUCAUCCCCACUGAUGGCCUCUUCCCUGCUGGCCACAGAGAAGCUGGGAGAUGGGGCCAAGGACGUGGUGGAGAUUGCCGUGCCCGAGAAUCUGGUGGGCGCCAUCCUGGGGAAAGGUGGUAAAACGCUGGUGGAGUACCAGGAGCUGACAGGCGCCCGCAUCCAGAUCUCCAAAAAGGGAGAGUUCAUCCCCGGCACGCGAAACCGUAAAGUUACCAUAACAGGGUCGCCCGCGGCAACGCAAGCUGCCCAGUAUCUGAUCAGCCAGCGGAUCACGUAUGAGCAGGGUGUGCGUGCCACCAACCCACAGAAGGUGGGCUAA
Molecule: messenger RNA, 1488 nt
Organism: Salvelinus namaycush (lake trout)
Lineage: Eukaryota; Metazoa; Chordata; Actinopteri; Salmoniformes; Salmonidae
Gene: nova1
Product: NOVA alternative splicing regulator 1
Exons: 4
Coding region: 1-1488 (495 amino acids)
Biological process (GO): mRNA splicing, via spliceosome; regulation of alternative mRNA splicing, via spliceosome
Cellular component (GO): cytoplasm; nucleus
Molecular function (GO): mRNA binding
Source: RefSeq, a predicted model, not a curated record